AUGGAACCGCUGCCGACGACGCUCGCGGAGGUAGAGGCGCGGCAGGCCGCCGUCGACGCCGACCUGAUCGCCGCGCGCGAGCGGCUGCGGCUCGCGCGAGCGGAGCUAAGGGAAAUGAAGAUGAUCGCGGCGGCGCUGCGGCCGCGGGCGGCGCCUUUGGCCGCGGCGGCGGCGCCGGCCCCGCCCGUCGCGCUGCCCGACGCGCCGCUGCCCGUCGCGGCCACGGCGCCGCCGCCGCCGACCGCGCUGCCCGACGCUCUGCCGCUGCCGCCGCCGCCGGUCGAAGCCGCGGCGCCGCCAUCGCCACCGCCGGAUGAUGACGCCUCCGACGCGUGCGCCUCGCCGCCCGCGGCGCACCGGUGGCGGCGCUACUACGAUUCCGAGACCCGGGCGCACUACUGGUACGACGCCCGCACGCAAGUCGUGUCCUGGUCCGACCCGGAGCGGCCGCCGCGCGACCCGGCCCACGCGCGGCGGCCGACGGCCGCGUCGCUCGCGCGCUCAUUGCCUGGAAGCCCACAGCGCCUCCGCUUCCACUGCUGCGCCGUCGAAUCGGCCGACUCCGAGCCGGAGGAGGAGCCGAAACCCGUGCGGCGCCGGCGGCCCGCGCCGGGCUACCUCAAGGCGCGGCGCACGCCGCGGCGCGGCGCGUACGAGAAGGGCCAGUUCUCAACGUUGAGACGGUAA
Molecule: messenger RNA, 687 nt
Organism: Pelagomonas calceolata
Lineage: Eukaryota; Pelagophyceae; Pelagomonadales; Pelagomonadaceae
Source: the annotation of a GenBank genome assembly